This is a messenger RNA of Rhizoctonia solani, 993 nucleotides long. RefSeq names its product peptidyl-Lys metalloendopeptidase. Lineage: Eukaryota; Fungi; Basidiomycota; Agaricomycetes; Cantharellales; Ceratobasidiaceae. The record is from RefSeq and is a predicted model, not a curated record. Bases 1 to 993 code for a protein of 330 amino acids. Gene Ontology annotation, molecular function: metalloendopeptidase activity. The transcript is spliced from 5 exons.
AUGCGCGCUGCAUUCGCUACUGCUCUUAUCUCUGCUGCCUUUCUUGGUGUCUCCGCCGGUCCUGGUCUCUCCCUCUCUAUUAUUACUCCCGACUCCGUCUCGGACGUUGAAAAUCUCUCCGUGACGGCGAUUGUAAAGAAUACUGGUACCGAGACGCUCAAGUUGCUCAAAGACCCUCGUGGUGUACUUUCAACAGCCAAGACGCAUACAUUCAAUGUUGCUAAUGAGAAAGGGUCUCCUGAAUUCACUGGUCUAUUCGUCAAGUACUCGCCAGAGACUGCCAUUAAGGCCAAUAAUGCUGCAAAUUUUGCAGUUUUAGAGCCGGGUCAGUCUUUCGAAAUCACUCACAGCCUUGCCGGUGUAUAUAACUUUACCAGUACCGGCCCUGGACAAUUCAAGAUCGAUGCUUCCGAUGUAUUCCAGUACGUUGAUGCUGCUGGAAAACUUGCUACUAUCAAGGCUUCUAGCGAGUCGAAGAGGUUUGGCAUUAGCGGCAACCUCGUCUCGACCCGCCAAUCUCAGAUUGCUAGUGCAGUGACUGCUGCCAAUAAUUACGUUUCCGGUGCAAAUACCUAUCUCGCUUCUGUAACCUCGACUGCGAGCAAGCCCCGAUAUACAACCUGGUUUGGUACUUAUAACGCAAAUCGUCUCUCAACUGUCCGCUCUCACUUCUCGCUCAUUGGCACCGACGCUUCGAGCACCACUUAUGAUUGCUCCACAUGCACUAUGAAUGCAUAUGCAUACGUCUAUGCCAAUCAACCUGGCCGUGUUUAUCUUUGCAGUGCUUUCUGGAAUGCCCCAUUGACCGGAACUGAUUCCAAGGCCGGGACAAUUGUUCACGAGCAAUCUCAUUUCACUGUCAACGGUGGUACUGAUGACUACGUCUACGGACAGUCCGGCGCCAAGAGCCUCGCCAUCUCGAACCCCGCUCAGGCUAUCAUGAAUGCUGAUAACCAUGAAUACUUUGUUGAGAAUACGCCUGCGCAGUCAUAG